CCAGAGGGGCCUUAAGCUUUGGGGCCCAGGGGCAGGGCCACUCAGGGAGGGGCAGAAGGCAGACACCCCCGCCCCGUGCCCCCUCUCCGGUGCCGCCUCCAGCCGCUCGCCAGCCGGCGGGAAGCCGGGACUAACCGCGGCCCCGAGUCCGGAGGCGGGGGGGAAGGAGGCCGGCCGCAACUUCCCCAGUCCACCUUAAGAGGACGAUGUAGCCGGCUCGCCGCGCUGACCUUAGAAAAACAAGUUUGCGCAAAGUGGAGCGGGGGCCCCGGCCUCUGGGCAGCCCCGGCGGCGCUCCCACUGCCUCCCAGCCCUCGCCGGCGGCGCAGCCGCGGCCCAUGGAGCCCGCCGGCCCGGCCCCUGGCCGCCUCGGGCCGCUGCUCUGCCUGCUGCUCGCCGCGUCCUGCGCCUGGACAGGUGUGGCAGGUGAGACGGAGCUGCAGGUGAUCCAGCCUGAGAAGUCAGUGUCUGUCGCAGCCGGACAGACAGCCACUCUGCGCUGCACCCUGACCUCCCUGCUCCCCAGUGGGCCGGUUGAGUGGUUCAGGGGAACAGGGCCAGCCCGGCAGUUAAUCUUCGGUUUCAGAGGAGGCCACUACCCCCGAGUGACAAAUGUUGCAGACAACACAAAGAGAAACACCACGGACUUUUCCAUCCGCAUCAGUAACAUCACCCCAGCAGAUACCGGAACCUACUACUGUGUGAAGUUCCAGAAAGGGACCCCUGAUGUGGAGUUUAAGUCUGGACCAGGCACCCAACUCAUAGUGAGCGCCAAACCCUCUCCCCCCGUGGUGUCGGGUCCCACGGCCAGGGCCUUGCCUGAGCAGACCGUCAACUUCACCUGCAAGUCCCACGGCUUCUCCCCCAAAAACAUCACCCUGAGAUGGUUCAAAAACGGGAAUGAGCUGGCAGCCCUCCAGACCACCGUGGACCCGGAGGGAAACAGCACUUCCUACAGCAUCUCCAGCACAACCAGACUGGUGCUGGCCCCGGGGGACGUUCGCUCCCAAGUCAUCUGCGAGGUGACCCACGUGACCCUGCAGGGGGGCCCUCCUCUUCGUGGGACUGCCAACUUGUCUGAGGUCCUCCGAGUUCCGCCCACCUUGGAGGUUUCCCAGGAACCCAUGGCAGGGGACCAGGUGAAGGUCACUUGCCAAGUGAAGAAGUUCUACCCCCAGCGCCUACAGCUGACCUGGUUGGAGAACGGAAACGUGUCCCGAACAGAAAUGGCCUCGACGGCCUCGAACCUCAUAGAGAACAAGGAUGGGACCUUUAACUGGACGAGCUCGCUCCCGGUGAACUCAUCUGCCCACAGGGAAGAUGUGGUGUUCACCUGCCAGGUGCAGCAUGACGGGCAGCCUGUGGUCACCAAAAACCAUACCCUCAUGGCCUCUGCCCACCAGAAGGACCAGGAAACCCAUAAAACCCAGGACGCGAAUGACAGCCGGAGUAUCUUCAUUGUGGUGGGCGUGGUUUGUGCCUUGCUGGUGGCUCUGCUGAUCGCAGCCCUCUACCUCCUCCGAAUCCGACAGAAGAAAGCCAAGGGCUCCACUUCUUCUACAAGGUUGCAUGAGCCCGAGAAGAACACCAGAGAAAUAACCCAGGUACAGUCUUUGAUCCAGGACAACAAUGACAUCACCUAUGCAGACUUGAACCUGCCCAAGGGGGAGAAGUCUGCGCCUCGGGCCGCCGAGCCCAACAACCACAGAGAGUAUGCCAGCAUUCAGACCGGCCCACCGCCCGCAUCCGAGGACAACCUCACCUACGCGGACCUGGACAUGGUCCACCUCAGCCGGGCCCCCAAGCAGCCGGCCCCCAAGCCCGAGCCAUCCUACUCGGAGUAUGCCAGCGUCCAGGUCCAGAGGAAGUGAAUGGGACCGUGGUCGUCUCUAGGGUCUGUCCUUACGAGCCUUCCUGUCCCACGCGGGACAGCCGUGAUGGGGACAGCCAGCCCAGUUCCCAGAGGGCCGGGAUGGCGCAGGCCCAGGGACUCCAGGGUGAGGCUGGCUCUCGUUUCCCCAACCCACUUGGCUCUCCAGCAUUUCCAGGGCAGCCACCGUCCCCCCACAUCGCCACACAUGGAGGCCGAUGGUGCCAGACCACCCGGGGGACCGACCUGGGAACUGGCCAGAGUUGCUGGGGGUCCAAGAACCCUCAUGCCUGUCUCCAUCGACAUGUGGGUCUUGGUCAUGGUCUUGGAGACCCUGACUGUCCCCUUAAUGCUCUGCAGCCUGAUCUUCCAGGGUGAGGAGGGAGACAACCCCAUCUCCUUUCACCACCACCCAACUGGGGCUUGGGGAAGAUGUUCCCUUUAGAUUGAACUGCCCCAUCCAUGGAGAAGCUGGGGAAAAAACAAACAAACAAAAAAACCUCUGGGACACGCAUCCCAAGACUUGGUGAGAUUGCUGCCAACGGUCCCAGCCUCCCCAUCCCCGGACUGAUGAAGCCCAAGCCCUUGGGGAGGGGAGGACCCUCCAAGGAACUCCCGUACAACCACCACCACCGCCACCAUCGAGGACUGAGUAACAAAACCCUUCUGGUGGCCCGCUGGGACUCCUUGAGGACCCAUCAUCCCAACCGCGACGCUCCAUGUGGCCCCUCCUCUCCUUUCUAGACCUGAGCUUGCUUCCUCCAGCUAGCACUAACUCAGCAACAUCUCGCUGUGGACGCCUGUAAAUUAUUGAGAAAUGUGAAAUGUGCAAUCUUGAAACUGAGGUGUUAGAAAAUUUGAUCUGUGGUGUUUUGUUCUGUUUUUUCUUAAAACGACAGCAACGUUAUUUUGGCUCUUUGUCGUGUGUUGAAGUCCCUGGUUGGGUCUUGUGCGGUCUAAGGUUUACCAGUUGGUGGUCCUGGAGGGAUCCUCUUACAGCAGAAACGGAGUUCCUUCACGUCCCAGACCCUGAGAAUGGGGAGGAAGGUUGCCGUGUGGCUGCUCCAUGGAGACACUUAGCCUUAGUCUCUCUCCCAGACGAAAGUGGUCAUGCCCUCAGCCGAGCCACGUGGCUGGUACUGCUGCCAUCCGCGCCCCCAGCGUGCGUGCGAAGCCCAAACCUGCCCAGGCUGUCUCCAGGCUGCGUCCUUCACAGUGCAGUCUUGUGGAGACCUGCGGCCUCAGUCUUCUCAUCCAGAAAGAGGAGAGAGGAAAGAUGCCCCCCCCCCCCCCUUAGCGACUGCCCCACUUCCAGCUCUCUGAGCUGACCCCUGCAAGAGGAAUCUUCUAUUUCUGCUCUCAAACCCUUCCGGGAUCAAACUGGAAUAAAUCCAAGACAGCCAGGAGGUUGGGCAGAUGCUGUGACCUAUUACCCCUGCCCCCCCCCCACCACCCUUCUGAUGGGGAGUGGGGGCCUGGCUGGGCCCAGGGCCAGCAUGUGUAGCAAGCCCUGUUUAUUUAGCCUCCACGUAUAACCGACCGACUCUUCGAGCUGAGGGGUUCCUCCGAAUGCCUCUUCGGUCCAGCCAUUUGAUCCCCCAGGGAUUCCAGGCCAUCAGAACGAGAAGCUGAGCCAUCUUGCCUAUCAGCAGGUCUUACACGUGGAACACUGAGCUCAGCUCAGACCCAGUUCUCUGGGGACAGUGAUUUGGCAUUUUACAUGGUGGCAUCCAGGAAGCAGCUGAGCCAACAGGCCAUGUGGGCAGCUUUGGCCCGAUGAGCCAGAGUUUCUCUGUGGCAUGUGGGAGCACAGUGGCCCAGCCACCUGGCUCGGGCCGUUUCCAAAUUCCAAAAGGUUGGCUUGUAAACCUUAGUCUCCCUCGCUUCUGCCCAGAGAAGGCACAUGUGUCAAGCGGGCACACGUAUGCACAUACACACAGAAUUUUAAGAGAAUGUUUUCUUGGUGCCAUUUUAAUUUUACUUUAUUUUGAAUUUUGGAAGGGGAGUAAGGGAACGAGGCCAAGGAAGUUGUGCAGCUUUAGCUCGGCCUGGCAGCCUGGAGAUUCCCAUACCUUGUGUAUCGAAGCCCAGGAAAGGGAAGAGGUUGAAACAACACUGCGGAAGGAGCGUGGUUUCGGGAGUUUAUUUUAAGACUGCUAGGAAGGAAACAGGCCCCAUUUUGUAUAUAGUUGCAACUUAAACUUUUUGGCUUGCAAAAUAUUUUUGUAAUAAAGAUUUCUGGGUAACAACGAC
Messenger RNA from Zalophus californianus (California sea lion), 4123 nucleotides. It is a transcript of the gene SIRPA, whose product is annotated as signal regulatory protein alpha. Gene Ontology annotation, cellular component: plasma membrane. Bases 339 to 1871 code for a protein of 510 amino acids. Gene Ontology annotation, biological process: positive regulation of T cell activation; positive regulation of phagocytosis. Lineage: Eukaryota; Metazoa; Chordata; Mammalia; Carnivora; Otariidae. The transcript has 9 exons. The record is from RefSeq and is a predicted model, not a curated record.